Vombatus ursinus (common wombat) is the source of this 4089-nucleotide messenger RNA. Its product is annotated as zinc finger protein OZF-like. Lineage: Eukaryota; Metazoa; Chordata; Mammalia; Diprotodontia; Vombatidae. The coding region runs from base 729 to 2315 and encodes 528 amino acids. The transcript is spliced from 7 exons. Gene Ontology annotation, molecular function: RNA polymerase II cis-regulatory region sequence-specific DNA binding; DNA-binding transcription factor activity. Gene Ontology annotation, biological process: regulation of transcription by RNA polymerase II. The record is from RefSeq and is a predicted model, not a curated record.
ACCCUCUAGCAGAGGUGAGCGUGCAGGAGGAGCAGAUUUUAUCCAGUUUCUUCCUCUCAAACGUUGGAGACAGACCCUGCAUUUGAAUCAGGAGAUCUCGGAAACAAACGAUCUUAAACAUAAAAGAAGAUGCCCUCCAUAAAUAUCUGCAUUCUCAAAACGUCUUUGAGCGCUAUGAAUUCUGGGAAUCGUAGUUCAGCGGCAUAGUCUGCACAGGCGCAGUAGUCCGUGGAUCCGGAGGUCGGCUCUUUGUUCUUCUGGCGACUGGAAGGAUGUCUACCUGUCUCUGUAGAGCCCAGGUUUGGACUCUGUGAUGGUGCUGCCGGGCCCCUCCUGCUGACGCUGACCUAUCCCUGCAGAUCAUGUGUAUCAAGAAGUCUUUGGUAGGCUCUGCAGUGACCUAGGCUGGGGGCACCAGACACAGAGAGAUAUUAUCUGUGUUGGGGAGACAGAUCUGAGCACCAGGGAGAAGGUCCCAGUUAAAGUGAUCUUGUUUUGGUGUCCCCCAUCCUGCCCCUCGUCCUCAGCUUAAGCCCUGCAGGAAGGUGAAGGUGGAAGAGGAUUCCCUGGGGAUCAAGAAUCUGUCCAAGAAGAUCCGCCUUGAAUUUUCUGAGCUUCCAGGCAGAGACUGAUUGAUAGGAGCAGAUACUGGAACUGUUGGGGCUGGAACAAGUCUUGAACAGUUCUUGGGCGAAAUCAGAAUACUCAGGAAGCAUCAAGGGCUAACUAUGGAAGACUUGGCUUUGACUUUCUUGCUGGAAGAGAGAGCUCUGCUUUCUGAAGACUCUGCUCUUUCCCAAGCAAGGAGUCUAGAGGAAGAAGUAUUGACUUCUGGGUUUCUGACAGCCAGGAUGCAGGAAUCUGUGACAUUCAAGGAUGUGGCUGUGGACUUCACCCAGGAGGAGUGGAAGCAACUAGACCCGGCACAGAGGGACUUAUACAGGGAUGUGAUGUUGGAGAAUUACAGAAAUUUGGUCUCAUUGGGACUUCCAGUUUUUAAACCAGAUGUGAUUUCCCAGCUGGAGAGAGGAGAAGCUCCAUGGACUCCAGAAGUCCCAAGAAGCACUUGUUCAGGUUCUUUUAGUCAGGAGACUAAGUGGGAAAACAAAGACUCAACUCCAAAGCCUGGGUUUUGUAUGGGAGAGCCAUCUAAGGAACUUCAACUCCCACAAGAUGGGUACUGGGAUUUCAAGUUGGGAUCAUCUUGGGAAUAUGAUGUAAGGUUAGAGGGGGAUACAGACAACCAGGAAAGACAAUCUAGGCAAGUGAUAUUCAUCCCCAGAAAAGCUUCUAAUAAGGUGAAUGUUAAUGAAGGUAAUACAUAUGGUUUCAGUCUGGGGUCAAUUCUUGAUCCACAACAGCUGUUUGCUACAGGAAAAAGUCUACAUCAAUGUGAUGUGCUUGAAAAAAGCUUCAAACAGUUUUCAGAGCUAAUUAAAUGGAAUAGAAUUUCCUUAGGGAAGAAACUUUUUAAGUAUAAUAAAUGUAGGAAGCCCACCAGUUACCACUUAGACUUGGUUCAGUAUGAUGGAAUACGUAUUGGAGAGAAACUUUAUGAGUGUCAUGAAUGUGGGAAAGCCUUCAACUGGGUUACACACCUUACUGAACAUCAGAGAAUCCAUGCUGUAGAGAAGCCCUAUAAAUGUAAUGAAUGUGGGAAAGCGUUCAGCAAACACUCCUACCUUAAUCAACAUCAGAAUGUUCAUACUGGAAAGAAACCUCAUAAAUGUAAUGAAUGUGGGAAAAACUUCAGCCAGAGGGGACACCUCACUGAACAUCAGAGAAUUCAUUCUGGAGAGAAACCUUAUAAGUGUAACGAAUGUGGGAAAGCCUUUGGCCAGAAGGCACAUCUUACUGAGCAUCUGAGAAUUCAUACUGGUGAGAAACCCUAUCAAUGCAAUCAGUGUAGAAAAGCUUUUAGCCAGAACUCGUCUCUCAUUCUACAUCGGAGAAUUCAUACUGGAGAGAGACCUUUUGAGUGUAAUGAAUGUGGAAAAGCCUUCAGCCAGAAGGGACAUCUUACACAACAUAGGAGAAUUCACACUGGAGAGAAGCUCUUUGAAUGCAAUGAAUGUGGGAAAUCUUUCAGCCAUGGAUCAUCCUUUACUUAUCAUCAGAGAAUUCAUACUGGUGAGAAACCAUAUGAAUGUAAUGAAUGUGGGAAAGCCUUUAGCCAGAAUUCAUCCCUCACUCUACAUUAUAGAAUUCAUACUGGAGAGAAACCCUUUGAAUGUAAUGAAUGUGGGAAAGCCUUUAGGCAGAGGGGAAAUCUUACUGAACAUAUGAGAACUCAUGUGGGAGGGAAAUCCUUUUAGUGUUCUGAGUGUGAGAAAGCGUUUAGCCACAGAGGUGAUACCUGUUGAGCUCUGGAGAAUUCACAGCUGUGAAGAACUCAAUGAAAGAUUAAAAGAGGGUCAUUGCAUCAGCUGUCAGUCCAUCUGAAACAUCAGACAAUCCAUACUGAAGAGGGAGCCCUGUGAAUGUUUUGACCGUGAGAAAACUUUUAGGAUCAUGCAUCAGAGAUUUCGUGCUGGAGUUUAACUCCACAUAGGGAUGCUGUAAGGAGAACAUUAUGAAGACUUAACACUUGUUCAGUAGGGGAUGGGGAUUGGAUCUAUGAUUUCAUCUAUAUGAUAAGCUCCUGAGUAAGGACGUUCCUGUACUGAUGCAAGUCAGUGCCUCCUCUGCAACUUAGGGUCUUUGCUGGUUUCCUAGAGCACUAGAAGGUUAGGUGAUUUGCCUGGGGUCACAAAGUCAGUAUGUAUCUGGGACGGGAUUAGAACCUAGGUCUUCCUGGCUUCAAGGCCAAUACUCACGUACACACUACACCACACGGGGAGGGUAAAGAUUUCAUUGUUUGUCACCAUCUAUAUUUGUUAGUCAUCUGAAGGGAAAGAUAACCCUGUCUUUUCUUGUCUCGCUCUCUUCUGUUAGCCACAUUAGUUGUCAUCAGGUGGCUACAGAGUGAUCUAUGGAGAAUACGGUGUGUGUGUGCUGGUUUAAGGGCUGCAGUCAUGCCUAAAUUGUUAUAAUGUUCUUUAGUGGACUGAUUAAACUUUAAUAACUUGUUAGAACAAAACAGGAAUAACCUAAGAUGGCUUUCUUGCCUGAGGAGGUGUCUUUGUAUGUGGGUAUAUAUGUGUGUGUCUUUGUAGGUGUGCAUGUUUGUGUCUGUGUGUAUGUAUGUGUGUGUGGGGGGAGAAAUUGCUUAGAGACUGCUUGUAUCUCAUCCCUCUGAGAUGAAAAUGUAUUCUUCCUGAGCCUAGAUGGGUCCAGUUUAAGCCUAUUGUCUUGCCCUGAAGCAUCUAGUGUCAGAACUGGAAAGGCCUUUAAAUUAGAUCACUGUUACCUGUAGCAGCUAAGAAUAGGGCUGAGAACAAGAAAGGAGGUCUUACAUUCCACUUCCUGAAGGUAGGAGAUGUGGAAGUUUCAAGGAGAAACCAGCGUGAGAGAGAAUCUAUGAACUUCAAGCAUAACUGACUGAGAAUGGGAUCUAUGUUUAGGAGUUAUGGUAAUGAUUGUGGGUCUGCAGUUAAUCUGUGGUAUGUUCAAGGCCACUCUAAUGAUAUCAAGGCUUGGACAGACUAUUAGGUUCAGUUUUUGGUGGGCAAUGGACUUUUAUUAGUCACCUGUACACCUGGUUGUGGUACCUGAUAGACUUCAGUGGGCUUGCAAAUCUGCAGCAGAAGCAAAGCCUUAUUAUAGAAUUCUAUCAUGCUACCCACUUGCCUUCCCUCUGAUUUUUCCUCAAGUUCCUCCCUAACUGCACUCCAUAUUCUUCCCACCCACUCAACCUCAUGUGCCCCAUUAUACCCUUGCACUUCUGGGUCUUGACCUUACAAGAGAUCCCCUAUACCCAAAUAACACUUUUGCUCCAGUUUCCCCUCUUUUUUCUUAUACCCCCAAUAUGCACAGCAAUAGUAGUAAGAAUAACUGGUGUUAAUGUAGUGCUAUAAAAUGUCCAAAGAACUUUGCACACAGCAUCUCAUAUAAGCCUCACAACACCACCAGGAUGGUAGACUCUCUCCCCACAGGUAUAUCCCCAAUCCCUAAGCAGUAAUCAAAAUACAAUAAAGCCAUCCGAUUAUC